Messenger RNA from Cladocopium goreaui, 2240 nucleotides. The record is from the annotation of a GenBank genome assembly. NCBI's taxonomy places the organism in Eukaryota, Dinophyceae, Suessiales, Symbiodiniaceae.
CGCACAUGCAACCCAAGUGCACCAGGAGGCAGAGGCCAAGCCUUCAUCUUGGUGGGGAGACUGGCUUGAGGUGGAUUCAACAUGCCGCCCUGGGCGAGGUCGUCGAAUAGUUAGCGGACAGCACCGAAGUACAUUGGAUAGCAGCUCUGGACAGCACGGCUGGCAGAUCACCAGAUUUUCUCCAACUCGCGAGCCUAGUGCUGCCAGAGGCAGAGAUAGCUUGUGCAGCCUGUCGGUGUCAGCGUGGCUAUGGCCACGGCAGCUUGAGGCAACUCCUGGGAAUUCUGCAAAAAGUUCUGCGCUCGGUCGGCGACAUUCAACUCAUUCUGUUGCUCUUACUACAAAGCCGGCUUUGAAGCGUCCAUCUGUCGAAUCGACGGCAGAAGGAAGUGCAACCCGCCGAGUGUCUUUCAGCGACAUCACUGACACGAGAAGUUGAAUUCUCAAAGGCAGCAGCUGAAGUAGGAGUCCAAUCUCAAGCCCUCCGAUGAGGCUUUUGCUGCUUUCAGAGUCAAACCACAGUUCGAGGAGACGGAGUUGCCACCAAGCCUCAGAGCACAUGGUUCAAGCGCAAGAUACCACUCUGCUGGACAUCAUCAGCACCAUGCCCUGGCGACAGCGAGUCCAGCGCCCGCCAUAGACGAAGGAUUGCCCUCUGGAUCAAGUAUGGCAUAUGUGCCGCUGCGGACUCGAGCAAGUGAGGUGCAAGGUCCAGCGCAAAGCUCCCGGACCGUACUUCUCAGGAAAGUACCGCAUUACAAGAUUCGGAUCAGAAGAGCUUUCAGCCGGGCCAGAAUGCUGCAUGCGCACCAUCAUACACACCACCUUCACAAUGGACCCGUAGUGUUGGGGGAGACACCCGUCGUGGCACCAACUAUUGUGCAUAUCAAAGUGCCAGAUGUGGCGGCGAGUCCAGCUUUGGCCGCACCCUCACCGACAUUGGCUGAGCCAGCAAGUACGCCAUUGACCGCAGCAGCGUUGCAGCGACAUGAGGCACUGAUGCAGCAACCAUCUGGUGAUUCUUCCUCGGAUGCAAUGGCGUUGGCUGGAGUGCCAGCGAGCCUUUCCCUUGGCAUGAGCAUGCACCAGGGUGCCAUCUUUGGUGUGGUUUCAACAGUUGCAGUGGAGGCUAUGCAAUUGAGCUUGGCCCAGAAAAGAGGCUCAGCAGCCGCUCAAACUGCCAACCUGGCAUCUGCAGCAGCUCGUGGAGCAGCUGUGGGAGCCGCAGGAGGCGGAAUGGCUCUCCUUCUGGGACCAGUUGCCCCAACCGCAAUAUUCGUCGGCUAUGGACUGAUUCGGGAAUGGUCAGCCCAGGGCUAUGCUUGGCUUCAGAAUCAGACAACCGGCGCGCUGGCUUUGAGCCGGGCGGUGGAAGUUUCUGGUAGUGCUGCUGGGGGAGUGGCUUGCGCAAUGGCUGCUGCCACACUUCUGAGCGGCUUCAGCGGUGUAGCUAUAGCAGCUGCAGCCGGAUGCAGUGGUUUUGCCGGCAGCUUGGGUGGCCGCGAAGUGGCUGCUGUUUGCUUCCAACAUCUUUCCACUGAUUUUCCUCCCGCAGCAAAGCGCUGCAAGAGUCGUAGCUCUAAGAGCUCCAAAAGCAGAAGAAGACGUUCCUCCACUCAAUUGGUGCCGCUGGAGCCGUGGAUGUUGGAGGCAUAUUCGAUACUUGGCGUGGAUCCGCAAUGCUCCAAUGCUGAACUGAAGAGGGCUUACCGGCAAGCAGUUUUGCGGAGCCAGUCUGAGGAUAUGCCCACGUCGCAAUUUGACGAUGUGAUACAAGCUAUGGAGAGGAUUCGCGCCACACGGCAAACACCAUUGCAGCUGGAUCUCGUGCCAGAUAUUUGGCUGGAACCAGCACAGAUGACGCAGAGGGAAGAGCAUGGAGAGCAUUUCAAGCAAGGCUAUGAUCGGAGUCAUUUUGCUGGCUUUAUCGGCGGGAUGGUGGCCCAGCAAGCUGCAAUGAGUUCUGUUUAGGGAUUUCUUUGCUCAGUGAUGCUCAGUGCCUCUAGUAUGUCUCUAGGGAUUGUUCAGUCUCGUGGUUUCUAAUUGCUUGCGAUAUGUGACGGUCCGUGGUGCUUGGAAGAUCUUGGAAGCAUUCGGAUCGAGACAUGAUUUUCACGGCGCAGUGACCGCAUCACUGUGUGUGUGUGGGGGCGCCUCCGUCAGCGCAGAGCAGAUUUGCGCGAAAACAGCAUGAAUUACGCAACAAGCAGAUGACUCCGUCGACAUCUCCGUUGACUUGC